AUGUGCUGGCUGCUGUUUGUGCAGGACACAUUCCCAAAUACUUAACUCAGGAUUUCAUAGUGAAUAAUCCUUUCCACAGAAAUUUGAAACCUUUUGAAGCGUUUGCAUUUCUUCAAGUAAAAGAUGAUUCAGUUUAGUGCAACUUCAUUAAUCUGUUUAAAUAUAAUUUUUUUCAGUGGAGGAAAAACUGUGCUAGGUAACGUCAGACACUGUUCUACUAAGGGUACAUCCAAUGGCAGGGUUGUGGAAACAACGCCUAAGACCACAGAGGAAAAUACACCAACAGAUAUUUCAAAACAAAAGGAACAAUGUCUUGUACCAUGUGAUGUUCAAGCUAAAAUGUUAAGAGGAGAAAAACAUUACAUGUGCAGAAAUUUGCAGAACUCUCUUGUUGAAUAUGCAAGAAGUACAAAAAAACUGGUAAGAAAUAUGAUGGAUGAUCAGCAAUCUUCUUUGGAUUAUCUUUCUAAUCAGGUGAAUGAACUUAUGAACAGGGUCCUUCUUUUGAAUGCAGAAGUUUUGAGAAAACAUUUGGAUCCACUUCCUUACAGAGCAGUUCAGUCUCAUGGACUGGAUUGCACUGAUAUUAAAGAUACCAUAGGUUCUGUUUCAAAAACUCCGAGCGGUCUGUACAUAAUCCAUCCAGAAGGAUCAAAUUACGCUUAUGAGGUUCUAUGUGAUAUGGAUUUUAAAGGAGGUGGGUGGACUGUGAUUCAGAAAAGAACUGAUGGAAUAAUUGACUUCCAAAGAAAUUGGUCAGAAUACCUAGAUGGAUUUGGAGAUCUUUCAGGAGACUUUUGGCUUGGACUGAGGAAAGUUUUUCAUAUAGUAAAUCAGAAAACAACAAGUUUUAUGCUUUAUGUGGGUCUGGAAUCUGAAGAUGACACAUAUGCCUAUGCAUCUUAUGACAGCUUUUGGCUAGAGGAUGAAGCAUGUUCUUUUAAAAUCCAUUUUGGGCGUUAUUCAGGAAAUGCUGGGGAUGCAUUUCGGGGUUACAGCAAGGAAGAUAACCAGUAUGCAAUGCCCUUCAGCACAUUUGAUGUUGAUAAUGAUGGAUGUAACCCAGUAUGCUCUAUCCAAGAGCAGCCUGUGAAGAGUUGCAGUAAUUUCAGUGAUAACACUGGCUGGUGGUUCAAUCAGUGUGGCCUUGCAAAUCUUAAUGGUGUUCAUCGGUUCACAGGGAAGUUUCUUGCUACAGGGAUUCAUUGGGAUACUUGGACAGAGAAUAAUAAACCAGUCAGAAUUAAAUCAGUUUCAAUGAAAAUUAGAAGAACCUAUAAUCCCUAUUUCAAAUAGCAGCCUAUAGAAUUAUAGUACUUCUAGCAAGUAUGCUGUUGAUAUAUCAGCAUGAUCUGAAAGCUUCUCAUAGUUAAAUAAUCCAGUGUUAUGAAUUAUGCCAUUUACAUACAGUACUACUUUAUUAAUUGCACUUUUCAGCAUUACUUAAUCAAUUUUAUUUCCAUUAUGAAAUUAUGUCUGAUGAUAUUAUUAUACUACUGCAUGUCAAUAUAGCUCAGUUGUUUAGCACCCUCACCUUUGCAUGAGAAGGUCCUAGGUGUAGUAUUCAUCAUAUGAGCACAAGGCUUUUCCUAUUCAUUAAUCUCUCUUCAACUGCCUCUUAUGAAAUUCUCAGAACUGGUGGCAGCAUUUUAACACACACAUCUUUGCAUUUCAUAAUCUAAAAAAAUAUUGAAGUGACAGUAAUGCUGACUUUUGAAAUUAGUUUCUCUGCAUAUCUAAAUUGCCAAGAAACAAUCAGGAAAAAAAUCUAUCAUCAGUAAAAUGUGGCAAAACACAUAUAUGUCAUUAAGAUAAUUUUAGAAAAACACAUGAUUUCCUUUAUCUGGCAUAAAUUUUCAGAAGCCUGCAAUCCUUACAUAAGCAAGACUUCCACUAACUUUAAUAAGAGCCCCAUUAUAGCAGGCUCAACAUGGCGAAGAAUAUUUUCAGGUGUGAUUUGUACUUCCAUGCUCAAAUUAUGGCUCUGUUUUGCAUUCACAGAUGCAUGUUUGAUUUCUGUAAUAAUUGAGCCCUUAAUAUGUAAAAUGGAUUGAGGUUUUUUUAAUGGCCUAAAAUUGUGAAUUCAGUAAAAAAUGCAUGCAUGCAUGAUCAUCAACAGAAGUUGUAGGAAUUUCAAAAUGUCUUUGAAACUGUAAUUUUUGGAAAUAUGGACCUGAUCUUGCAUCUUUCACUCUGUAUGAGUGCCUAUUAAAUAGUCUGGAUUGUUUGUAUUUUUUUCUGUCAGUAAAAAUGUAGGACUAUCAAUAAAACAUUAAC
Molecule: messenger RNA, 2277 nt
Organism: Pelodiscus sinensis (Chinese soft-shelled turtle)
Lineage: Eukaryota; Metazoa; Chordata; Testudines; Trionychidae
Gene: ANGPTL5
Product: angiopoietin like 5
Source: RefSeq, a predicted model, not a curated record